Messenger RNA from Eublepharis macularius, 1570 nucleotides. It is a transcript of the gene MORN1, whose product is annotated as MORN repeat containing 1. Lineage: Eukaryota; Metazoa; Chordata; Lepidosauria; Squamata; Eublepharidae. The record is from RefSeq and is a predicted model, not a curated record. Bases 1 to 1518 code for a protein of 505 amino acids. Gene Ontology annotation, cellular component: cytosol. The transcript is spliced from 14 exons.
AUGGCGGAGUCCAGGCCGGGCGUCUACCGGGGCGAAAUGAAAGAGCAACGGCGGAAUGGUUAUGGACAUUAUAUUUAUUCAAAUUCUUUUUUCGAAUAUGAAGGGGAAUGGAAGGACGGAAAGAAACAAGGUCAUGGGAAGUUGCUGUUUAAGGAUGGAAGUUAUUAUGAAGGCGAGUUUGUGGAUGGAGAAAUUGUGGGCAAUGGAUUUCGAUACUGGGCAUACACAGGGAAUACAUAUUCAGGCCAGUUUCUCUACGGAGAGCUGCAUGGGCACGGAGUCAUGCAGUAUAAAGACGGACGGAAAUACGAAGGGGACUUCUGCUAUGGUUUGCAAGAAGGCCACGGACUACUGACCGACAAGGAUGGGCAGCAAUAUGAAGGAAGCUUCUAUAAAAGCAAAAGGCAUGGAGGAGGGAAAAUGAGGUUCAAAAAUGGGGAUGUAUAUGAAGGCGACUGGAUCCUGGACCAGAGGCAAGGCCACGGCCUGCUUCACUGCGCUGAUGGAACUGUCUACGAGGGACAGUGGAGAAAUGACACAUUCAACGGACAGGGCUCCAUAAUCCAUUGUUCUGGUGUCACCUAUGACGGACAGUGGCUGAAUGGCUACCCUGUUGUACAACCCACGAAGAUCGUGAUUUUGGGACCGGAAGUUAUCGACACAGUUCCAGGGUCCACUCACACGUUUCACGUCCAGCUGCACAACGAAGAUGGAGAAGUUGUCAAAUGUGAGAGCGGUCGCCUGCUGGAGAUCAGCGCUGGAAUCAGAGACGGGGAGCUUUUAGCAAGUUCCAAAAGCAGCCUAUACAAGAUAAUGGAACUAAUAGGGAGAGAGUCAACAGAAAGCCCCUUUGGAUUUGAGUAUAUUAGCUACCCUUUGAUGGCGUCCUCGUCUGAAAGCCCAGAGCCUCGAGCCACUCUCGCUUCUGAUGGCAAAUCUCUUUUUGCCCUGCUUGAACAGUCAGCCACCAAAAGAGACCUUGAGCCAGAAUCCCGAUCAACCCUCAUGGAUAGUGCAAGAGAUACUCUUAGAAACCAGGACGAGAUGGAAGACAGUAUCCCUUCUCCUUCCUGCUUCCAGAGAACUGACCGAGGCUCUGCCAUUUUCAAUAACAUCAUCCUGGCUCCCCCUCCAAUGGAUGUUGUACUCACCAUGCAGUUGAAUGGCCCACCCGAGCCUUUAUCCCCACGAAGAGCCAAAAAACGGAGAGACAAAAUGCACACGGAAAAGACAUCCACUUCCCAGGAGUCACUCGGAAGCAGCAGAUCCCGACUGACGGUUCACGGCUCCAAGACCAAGUUCUAUCAAACCCGCCUGAAGGACGCCGUGACCCUGCCAGGGGAGUACGUAAUUAUGGUCCAUGAAGUGACUUCACCUCCGUUCAUGGGCAAGCAUCUCCCACCUGCCUUCAGGCUCUUGCGGAUUUUGCCAGAGAAGGUUUUGCCAGAGAAGGCCUUGCCAGAGAAAGGCAGAAGAAUGAGCCUUAGAAAGGAUUCUCAAAAAGAUGCUGGGAAUUAAAGACAAGGAAAAGAGAAGAAGGAGCCGCAGUGUCCUCCCAAUGGAAUUUAGG